UUGACAGAAGUUUACGUGAAAAAUAUGAAGAUGCUUUGUUUUUUCUCUGUAUUUCUGUUUAUUUUGGUUUGUUUAAUGUUUAUUUUGGUUUCUAUGAAGAUGCUUUGGAUUGUUAUUUUUCUGUGCUCUGUGUUAAGAUUGUUUUUUUUCCGAUCAUUGUUUUCGUUUUGGUUUUAAUUAGUUUGACUGAUUUUAUGGUGUUUUAGAAAGUGCAAUGGCGAAGAAGUUGGAUAUGAUUAAAGAUAUUGAUGGUAAGAGGGAAACUCUGAAGUUGGGAGUUAGAGUUGUUGAUCAUUGGUAUGUUCAGUCCCGUGAUUCUACUCUUCAAUUGGAGAUGAUUCUGAUGGAUGAAAAUGCGGACAAAAUACAUUGCAUUGUUCGCAGGGAAGAGUUUGAUUUAUGGGAUAGCAAGUUGAUUGAGGGAGAAACAUAUAUAAUGCACAAUUUCAAGAUAUUGAAAAAUGAAGGGCAGUAUAGGGUAUGUGAGCAUCCUUACAAGUUACUGUUUAUUGGUGCUACAUCCGUCAAGUUGCAAGCUAUUGCUAAACUUCCAAUGAAAGCUUACAACUUUAAAAGUAUAAAAGAUAUUGUUAGUGGCAAUUUUAUUCCUGACUUGCUUAUAGACUUGAUUGGUGUCGUUGAGAAUGUGAGAAUUAAGCCUCAGUUUAAAAGUGUAGAGUCGAAAAACGUGGUGUUUACUUUGGUGGAUCUCAGUGGUGCUGCUAUUUGUUGUACAUUGUGGGAUGAAUAUUGCAAGAAAUUUAUACAGAGGUACAAUGACGUAGCUAAUUGGGAAAAGCUUGUGGUUGUCAUUACUCAAGCAAAAAUCAAACCAGCUGCAGGUGAAUGGCCAGUUUCUGUUUCUAAUACGUGGAAUGGUACAAAGUUGAUAAUGGAAAGUGAUUUUCCUCAAAUAGUUGAUUUUAAGAAACGAAUGAAGGAGUAUAGGCUCCAGGUCCAGGUCUGUGAUGAUUCAAACAAUUAUGCUAACUUUGUUGUAUGGGACCAAGAAUGUAGCAACAUUAUUGGGUUGUCUGCUGCUGAUUUGCAGAAACAAAUGAUUGAGGCUGGUGAAGAUGAUCCCCUUUGCUUUCCUGAUGCAUUGGAUGUAAUGCUAGGCUGUACCUUUGCUUUUAAAGUUCGAACGCAACCAAGAACUAAGUGUGCAUCUGUCAUUAAAGUUUCAAAUGUUUCAGAAAUAGUGGCACAUGUUAAAAGUCUUAUUCCUCCACUUCAAAUUGGUUAUGGUACUGAUAAAUGCAGUAUGGAUUUAGUUUCUGAGAGUUCCUGGUAA
This is a messenger RNA of Vigna unguiculata (cowpea), 1294 nucleotides long. RefSeq names its product replication protein A 70 kDa DNA-binding subunit C-like. The record is from RefSeq and is a predicted model, not a curated record. Lineage: Eukaryota; Viridiplantae; Streptophyta; Magnoliopsida; Fabales; Fabaceae.